UUCCCUCUGCCUACCCCCCCCUUCACUUUCCCUUCCACAGCUUCUACGACACUCAUUCCGGAGACGGUCCUUACUUGUUGCAUUUCACGAAUCUGUCGACAACGACGAACAACCAUUCCAUUUCAGUUGUUCCUGCAACCCUCUGCGGUCGCAGACCUAUACUAUCACCACCAUUAAGCCCAAUCGUUUCUCCCCCGUCUCAAUGUCGGACGUCUACAUGGAGCGCGAGCUUGUCCCGGUCAAAGUUAGACGCUACAGAUGGCCCGAACUCCUGCUUGCGGUCCUUCUGUUGAUUCUGUUCAUGUGCGGAGCAAUUGUUCUGGGAUCGUUCGCCUACUUCACGGCAAUACAGCGAAGGCUAUUCAUUAUGGUCCCGUGGUACUAUUACUUCCUCCUAGCCAUCUCGACUCUUACCAUACUCCUCGUUUUCUCCGUUGUCGCCUUGUACUAUGUCCACCUGCUGCUUCCGAUCAUCGUCAUGAUCUCCUCGUUCAUCAUGUUCGUGCUUUGGUUGACGGGAUUGAUUAAGGCCAGUAUCGAACUAUGGGGUCCUCUCGGUAGUAUUAAUGAUAAUUGCGUACGAUACGUUUACAAUGACCAGUUUUGGGGUGGACGCAAUUUGGAUACCCUCGCUAGGAUACAACAAGAGGGUGUUUGCAAUUUGUGGAAGACUACUUUUGCGUUGGAAAUGAUUUCCACGUUCGUGUUCCUGUGGUUGAUCCUCAUGAGCUGGCAAGUCAUAAGUCGUGCCCGAAGAGGGUACUAAUCAAAUUGCAUGACAGGAUUGUAUCCUUCGCAUUUCUUGCAUUGGAAAAGGUGUUCCAUGUAAAUUGGAUUUCCUUAUCUGCUUCUUUUUGUCCAUUUUAUGGAAGUGAUUUCUUCCUUUUCACUGUCACGAAACUUUAUACCCCCGGGAGUGGCGUGAUCCUUAAUGAUGUUUGAUACCUGAUGUUCUCUGGCGUUUUGUUUUUUAUUUGGGCCUUAAUGAAUUUGCAGGUGAUGGGAUGUGGUCAACGAUGAUGUGGGCACUGGGUGGUCUUUUCUGGAUGGAAAUUUGGAGGGAUUGGGGGGCUUUGAAACUCGUGGGGAGUUGAUGUAGGGAUAUGGACUAUGUAUUUUUUAGAAUAUCAGUAUAUAGAACGAGAGGGAGUUGGUUUUUGUUAUCAAUCAAGGUUGCGUUUGAGAAUGUGGAGUAAA
Messenger RNA from Tuber melanosporum (Perigord truffle), 1197 nucleotides. RefSeq lists its product as uncharacterized. The transcript is spliced from 3 exons. NCBI's taxonomy places the organism in Eukaryota, Fungi, Ascomycota, Pezizomycetes, Pezizales, Tuberaceae. The record is from RefSeq and is a predicted model, not a curated record. Bases 203 to 766 code for a protein of 187 amino acids.